Molecule: messenger RNA, 966 nt
Organism: Miniopterus natalensis
Lineage: Eukaryota; Metazoa; Chordata; Mammalia; Chiroptera; Miniopteridae
Source: RefSeq, a predicted model, not a curated record
GGCUGCUCGAGGGUGCGCGUAGCGGAGCAUGACCCGAACGGGACACCGCAGACCCUGCCUCACAGCCACAUUGCCGGCCAGAGGGUCGUCUCGGCGAUUGGAGAGCCCCCAGCGCAGGCCAGGAUGUUCGUCUUGGUGGAGAUGGUGGACACGGUGCGGAUCCCCCCGUGGCAGUUUGAGAGGAAGCUUAACGACUCCAUUGCCGAGGAGCUGAAUAAGAAGUUGGCCAACAAGGUUGUCUACAACGUGGGACUCUGCAUCUGUCUGUUCGAUAUCACCAAGCUGGAGGACGCCUACGUGUUUCCCGGGGAUGGCGCGUCGCACACCAAAGUGCAUUUCCGCUAUGUGGUGUUCCAUCCGUUCCUGGAUGAGAUUCUGAUCGGAAAGAUCAAAGGCUGCAGCCCCGAGGGAGUGCACGUCUCUCUGGGGUUCUUUGACGACAUCCUCAUUCCCCCGGAAUCUCUGCAGCAGCCAGCCAAGUUCGACGAUGCAGAGCAGGUGUGGGUGUGGGAGUACGAGACGGAGGAAGGAGCACACGACCUGUACAUGGACAUGGGCGAGGAGAUCCGCUUCCGGGUGGUGGACGAGAGCUUUGUGGACACGUCCCCCACCGGGCCCAGCUCUGCCGAGGCCACCUCUGCCAGCGAGGAGCUGCCCAAGAAGGAGGCCCCGUACACGCUUAUGGGAUCCAUUAGUGAGCCGGGCCUGGGCCUUCUCUCCUGGUGGACCAGCAGCUAACCCUGGGCCUUGACGGGGGACCAGCCUGGUCUGCAGACCCCACCCCGACCUCUGGAAGGUGCCUGGAGACAGCAGCAGCCUCAGAAUGCCAAGGAGCAGAGUAUGUGUGGCAGGGCCUGCCGGGCGGGACCAGCUCUCUCCUUCCCUGCCCCCCGGCCUGCUCAUCUCUUUGGAAGUCCUGCUCUCAGUGACAGCAAAGACAUUCAAUAAACAGUGACAGCAGCAGUU